This is a messenger RNA of Phanerochaete carnosa HHB-10118-sp, 712 nucleotides long. RefSeq lists its product as uncharacterized. Gene Ontology annotation, biological process: translation. NCBI's taxonomy places the organism in Eukaryota, Fungi, Basidiomycota, Agaricomycetes, Polyporales, Phanerochaetaceae. The coding region runs from base 24 to 452 and encodes 142 amino acids. The record is from RefSeq and is a predicted model, not a curated record. The transcript has 6 exons. Gene Ontology annotation, molecular function: structural constituent of ribosome. Gene Ontology annotation, cellular component: ribosome; cytosolic large ribosomal subunit.
CGUACCAUAGCAAGACCGUCAAAAUGUCCGACGACCUCCAGUGGCUUCUUCUCCGCAAAAACAACUCCUUCAUCGUGAAGAGGGCGGCCGAAGGUCCCGUCUUCUCGCGUGAAGCGGCCAACUUGACCAACAUCCACUCGUUCAAGUACUCCGGCCUUGCUAACAAGAAGACCAUCGCCAUCACCCCUUCCGCUGCUGGUGUCCAGAUCGUUACCCGCAAGAAGGGUGCCUCUCCCCAUACCGUCAAGAAAGCGUAUGCCACCUCCACCAUUCGCAACCGCUCUGGCUCUCGCCGUGCGGUUGGUGUAGCCGCUAAGCUCGCCAAGCGCGGCUAUCGCGCUGACCUGAGGACUGCUGCCGUCGCUCGCACCUCCGCCAUCCUCGCUUCCCAGAAAGAGAAGAAGCCUGCCCCACCAAAGAAGGUCCGAGGCAAGAAGGCCACCCAGACCUAAGUAAUUCUUCCUUUUUAGCUCUGUAUUCUCGUCUUGCUGUCGAUCUCUCUUUGCUGAACAUGUCUUCAUGCCUCCUACCACGAGCAAUUUAUGCGCACUUAGGCUUGAAAGACUACAGAUAUUGCUGCGGCGCGAGCUACUUAUAUAACCCUAGCUGUUGCCCUUAGGCCUUGGUGUCCCAUGUCUCAUUUGGCCGUGUGCCCCAUCGCCGAGAGUCAAAACUCCUGCCGAACUCCAGCAUCUGUUAAGUGACGUAGUCC